AUUCAGUUGAUUUUGGCUACAAUGAUGAUUCUUGGUUCCAACACCCGCAUGCUCUCUUGUAUUCUAAACACCCCUUCACUUCUUCCUACACUCACUCUAAUUCUUUUUUUUCACCUAUAAAUCCCAACCACCCCUUAAUCCAUUCUCUCACUUAGCUUCAAUUCCACCUCAACACUCAAAAACAAACACCAUUAUGGCACUGUCUGGCUUUGAAGGCUUUGAGAAACGCUUGGAGCUCCAUUUCUUCACAACAACAACAACCUUCCAUUAUUUGGGUCUAAGAACCCUUGACUUUGAUCAAUGCAUAAACCAAACCCUCCAAGCCGUGCAAUGCACGGUGGUUUCCGCCGUCGGUAACUCCUUCUUCGACGCCUAUGUCCUCUCGGAAUCAAGCCUCUUCGUGUACCCAACGAAGAUCAUAAUCAAAACAUGCGGCACCACACAGCUGCUGAAAUCGAUUCAACCAUUGAUUUUCUAUGCUGACACCCAACUUGGGUUCACCCUGAGGUCGUGCCGUUACACGAGGGGAAGCUUCAUAUUCCCAAGCUCACAACCUUUCCCUCACACAAGCUUUAAGGACGAGGUGUCCUACUUGGAGGACACCCUCCCUCCAACGCUUCAUAACCGUAAAGCCUCCAUAAUGCCCUCUAAGUCCUCCUCACAUGCGUGGCACGUGUUCACUGCCACUUAUUACCAACAACCGCACAAGCCCUACACCUUGGAGAUCUGCAUGACGGAUCUUGACCCGAAUUCGGCCCGAAAAUUCUUCCGUCCUAGUAAUGACGGAAAAACCGGUGACUCCGCCGGAAGAGAAAUGACGGAGUUCACCGGGAUCGAUCAGAUCAACCAGGAGGCGCUCAUUUGCGACUUCGCGUUCGAUCCGUGCGGUUACUCCAUGAACGCCAUGCAUGGGGAGUGGUACUCUACCAUCCACGUCACUCCUGAAGACGGUUACAGCUACGCGAGUUUCGAGUGCGUGGGGUCCACCAAUAACGGAAUGGAGAUAGACGUGGCUCACGUUUUCAGGAAGGUCAUUCAGAUUUUCCGACCGGGUACUAUGUCCGUUUCGAUAACCUCCGCUGGCGGCGAUUUGCGGAGGAGGGUGGUGAGUGCGGUGGAGGCUAUGGGGUUCAAACGCAGAAGUUGCGCCACGGAUGAGUUCCCUGAAGCAGGUAGCGUUGUCUUUCAAACUUUCACGGCGAUUCGCCGGAAAAAGAAAGAGGUUAAUUAAUUUAGAGCUUAAUUAGUUGAAAGAAAAAUAGGGGUGGUGACGUGGCCUAAUGAUCGGUUAUUAUGGAUGAUGAAUAUUAUUGCGUUGACUUGUUUAGGAAGCUUUUUCUUUUUUUUAGGAUAAAUUCCUAGGUGUUAAUUAGAACAAGAAAAGAAAACUAAGGUGGUGGUGUUAUAUUUUAUUUAUAUUUAAUUUCUAACUCUGGGCUGAGGUUUGUGGAUUUUGUUACUUGUUUUUUUCAAUGUAAUAAGUGACACGUUUAAAUAUGAAUGAAGGAUAACAUCGUCACUAUUAUUAUUAAUCUCCUUAAUAUUUUUUUCCUUCAUUUAUUAGAGAGAUAUGGUAUGAAAAAAAAAAAGAAUUAAAGGGGUAGCUUAGUGAGGUUAGAGUGGAGGAGGUUGAGGAAUUGAAUGAUAUUCAUCAUCAUAAUGCACCCCACUUAGGGUUGUCACGCCUAAGAUUUUUGAAGAUGUGUGUGUAGUAGUGAGUGAGUGGGUGUAAAAGUGCUCUCGUCUUA
This is a messenger RNA of Arachis ipaensis, 1748 nucleotides long. Lineage: Eukaryota; Viridiplantae; Streptophyta; Magnoliopsida; Fabales; Fabaceae. The record is from RefSeq and is a predicted model, not a curated record.